This is a messenger RNA of Parastagonospora nodorum SN15, 1284 nucleotides long. RefSeq lists its product as hypothetical. The transcript is spliced from 4 exons. Gene Ontology annotation, biological process: protein polyubiquitination; ubiquitin-dependent protein catabolic process; positive regulation of proteasomal ubiquitin-dependent protein catabolic process. The coding region runs from base 1 to 1284 and encodes 427 amino acids. The record is from RefSeq and is a predicted model, not a curated record. Gene Ontology annotation, molecular function: ubiquitin protein ligase activity; ubiquitin conjugating enzyme binding; zinc ion binding. Gene Ontology annotation, cellular component: ubiquitin ligase complex; cytoplasm. NCBI's taxonomy places the organism in Eukaryota, Fungi, Ascomycota, Dothideomycetes, Pleosporales, Phaeosphaeriaceae.
AUGGGUCAAACUCACAGCCGAGAGGCUGAACUUGCAGACUCACGUCGCCAGACUACACAACAUAAAUGGAGCAUUCGAUAUGCACUAGGACUGCGAGCCGCAAAGGCACGUGUCCACGAGCGAUAUCCUGGAUCGAGAACAAAUGAUCCAAACGUUGGGAGCGCACCCCAUGCUCGGACAACAAAUGACACACAAACCAGCAACGACUAUGCACACACUCUUACGGAGUCAAGAGGCAAUACUGGGUCUCCAAAGAGACAGCAGAAGCAUAGAAGGGGCAAAUCUAAAGAAGAUCAUGCUAAGUCCAGCGGUCGCCAGCCCGCUCACACGGAUGAUUCUCAAGCGGCCGAUGGACCAGAAGGCCGAGCGAAGAAGCUGCAGCGCAAAAAGCUCGAGUUGCGCCACGCAACACCGAAAUCGACCAAAGAAUGCAAUGUCUGCACCGAAACUCGACCCUUGUUCCAGUUCCCAGAGAGACCACCUACAGAAGAUUGUCAGCAUAGUAUCGACACUUGCACUCAUUGUCUACAAACAUGGAUCGAAUCCGAGUUCAAGUCCAAGAUGUGGAACGAAGUCAACUGUCCAACAUGUCGAGCACGAUUGCAAUUCAACGAUGUCAUGGGCUUUGCUCCGCGGAAUGUAUUUGUCCGCUACAGCAAACUCCACACCAAGGCCAUCUACGAAAAGAUCCCCAACUGGCGCUGGUGCGUUGCCAGAGGCUGCAAGUCGGGACAAAUACACGACGACAAAGACUCGCGCUUCCGGUGCAAGAAAUGCAAGAGGAGUCAUUGCACAGUGCACCUUGUGAGGUGGCACACGAAGGAAACCUGUCGGGAGUACGAGUACAGGACGAAUACGGGCAUCAGGCAACAAGAAGAACUCGCAAGCUACGCACUCAUCGCCAGGACAACAAAGGUGUGCCCGGGUUGUACGCGGAGUAUCGAGAAGAGCUAUGGGUGCGAUCACAUGACGUGCUCCGAAUGCCGCACAGAAUUCUGCUGGGUGUGUCUCGCAUCCUACGUCCGGACGUCCAAUACUCAGGCUCCCACCGUGGGAAUCGAGCAUAGUACAGACUGCAUACAUUACAUGCCACCCAGAGGUGGUCUCGAGAAUCUGUACCAGCUUUAUCAGCUUCGAAUUGAGAAUCCGCAUCGGCAAGAUCCAAGAGGUGAGGCGGCUGGACGGGAUAGAGAUCGUUUGUUGGGGCAAGCGGUUCGGCGGGAUCUUGAUAACAUGUACCAGCCUCGUUCUACCGAUAGUCCGUAUCGAAGGAUAACGAGGUAG